AUGGCUGAGACUUCUGUGGACAAUAAUAAACUCUCAUCUCUGUUUCCUGUCCCUACCAAACUAAACUGCCAAUCAAAUGGCUAUCGACGGUAUGAGUCGUAUCCCAAUGGACGCGGUUCAAUUCCAUCAAUUCAAGCAGCAACGCUUCGAGGACUGAUGUUACAAGCUCAUGCCGAUGAUUCCAAAAUAUUAGCACUUCCAUGUAGCUACGAUGCCUUGAGCUCCAAGCUUGUCGAAAAUGCAGGCUUUCCAGCCGUGUUUCUUUCUGGGUUUCCGGUGUCGUCGUCUCUUGGCCUGCCUGAUACGGGAUACAUAGCAUUCCAGGAGAUGGCUUCACGCAUCCAGGAGACAGUCAGGCAGGUUAAAGUGCCAAUCAUUGCAGACGCCGACACUGGUUACGGAAGUCCGAUGAACGUGAGGCGGACGGUUCAAGGAUUUGCCCUUGCGGGUGCUGCAGGAAUUAUGAUCGAAGAUCAGAAAUGGCCUAAGCGAUGUGGACACACGAAGGGCAAGGCUGUAGUCGCACGUGACGAAGCCUUUGCUCGAAUUCAAGCGGCCGUGGAUGCACGCGAUGAAGGCCUCGAUAUUUGGAUCCUGGCACGCACGGACAGUCUCAUUCAUGGCUAUGACGAGGCUCUAGCUCGUAUUAAGAAAUUCAUCGAGAUUGGUGUGGAUUGUGUGUUUGUUGAGGCGAUGCCCGAUCAGGAAACCAUGCAACGUCUUCGCCGUGACAUCAACUUUCCUUGCCUCGCCAACAUCAUCGAAGGUGGCAAGACCGAGAACAUCUCAGCAAAAGACCUGGCUUCCUUGGGGUACUCUGCGGUGUGCUACCCUCUCACUUUGGUGGCAGCAAAGUUGAAAAGCAUCUGCGAAGCACUCGAGAAUCUAAAGUCGUCUCUGACAGUUGGGAAACCACCAGAGAUUCUCAGUUUCCAAGACGUUUGCCGUGGUGUCGGAUUUGACGAAUACUACAAAUUGGAGGAACGCUAUCCAUAUGGUGGUGCAACGAAUGGAAGUGUCAUAAAUGGAAGCCACAGUUAG
Molecule: messenger RNA, 1041 nt
Organism: Fonsecaea nubica
Lineage: Eukaryota; Fungi; Ascomycota; Eurotiomycetes; Chaetothyriales; Herpotrichiellaceae
Exons: 3
Coding region: 1-1041 (346 amino acids)
Molecular function (GO): catalytic activity
Source: RefSeq, a predicted model, not a curated record